GGGACCCCCGGGGCAGGACCCAUGAGGAGGUAUAGAAGAUGCUCGCAGCCUGGGCGCCUCUGCUCUUCUUAGCAAUGUGGGUGAGAAGCACCGCCAGUGGGCCGCUCUCCUUCAGAAUAGCUGCAAUCCUCGAUGACCCAAUGGAGUGCAGCCGGGGGGAGCGCUUAGCCAUCACUCUGGCGAAGGACAACAUCAACCGCUCCAGCAACCGCUCCACCACAGGCAAGCUGGAGGUGGACAUCUUUGAGCUGCUGAGAGACAGUGAAUAUGAGACAGGAGAGACCAUGUGCCAGAUCAUGUCUAAGGGGGUGGUGGCGGUCCUCGGCCCCUCUGCCAGCCCGGCGUCCAACUCUAUCAUCAGCAAUAUCUGUGGAGAGAAAGAGGUGCCGUACGUGAAGGUGGCUCCAGAGGACAUCCUGAAGGUGCAGUUCCCCCGCUUCACCACACUGGACCUCAGGCCCACCAACACAGACGUCAGCCUGGCUGUAGCUGGCCUCCUCACCUUCUUCAACAGCACCACGUCCUGCCUCAUCUGCGUCCAGGCCAACUGCCUAUUAAACCUGGAGGUGUUACUGCGACAGUUUCUCAUCUCCAAGGAAACCCUCUCGGUUCGCAUGCUGGAUGACAGCCAAGACCCGACCCCCCUCCUCAAAGAGAUCCGAGACGACAAGACCGCCACCAUCAUCGUCGAUGCCAAUGCCACCAUGUCCCAUAUCAUCCUGGAGAGGGCAUCAGAGUUGGGCAUGCUCUCUGUCUACUACACCUACAUCUUCACCUCUCUGGAAUUCUCUCUGCUGCGACUGGACGAUGUAGCCGACCAGCGGGUGAACAUCGUUGGCUUUUCCGUCUUCAACAAGACACACCCUUUCUUCCAGGACUUCCUCCUCAGCCUCAACCGCUCCUGGCAGGAGAACUGUGACCACGCCCCUUUUGCAGGGACGCCGCUGUCGUCGGCACUGCUGUUUGAUGCGGUACACACGGUGGUGGCGGCUGUGCAGGAGCUGAAUCGUAGCCAGAACGUGGGGGCCACUCAGCUAUCCUGCAAGUCAUCCAAAAUAUGGGAGCAUGGGACCAGCCUGAUGAACUACCUGAGGAUGGUAGAAUUGGAAGGUCUAACGGGCCACAUCGAGUUCAACAGCAGGGGCCAACGCUCCAACUAUGCCCUCCGUAUCAUGCAGAACAGCAGGGAUGGCCUAAGGCAGAUUGGCCAGUGGCACUCAGAACAGGGGCUGUCCAUGGAGAGAAAGCUUCCCUCACUCAAUGUGACAGACACGCUCUUCAACACUACGCUCAUCAUCACCACCAUCCUGGAGAAUCCCUACGUGAUGCUAAAAUCCAACUACCAGGACCUGGAGGGCAAUGACCGCUAUGAGGGCUUCUGCGUGGACAUGCUGAAGGAGCUGGCCGACAUCCUGAAGUUCAAGUACCGCAUUAAGCUGGUGAGCGACGGCGUGUAUGGAGUGUCUGGAACCAAUGGAACCUGGACGGGCAUGGUGGGAGAACUCAUCGCCCGGAAGGCUGACCUGGCUGUAGCUGGCCUGACCAUCACGGCCGAGAGGGAGAAGGUCAUUGAUUUCUCCAAGCCCUUCAUGACUCUGGGGAUUAGCAUCAUGUACCGUGUGCACUUGGGAAGAAGACCGGGGUAUUUCUCCUUCCUGGACCCAUUCUCUCCAGGGGUCUGGCUCUUCAUGUUGCUGGCGUAUCUGGCAGUUAGCUGCGUGCUCUUUCUGGUAGCCAGGCUCACUCCCUACGAGUGGUACAAUCCACACCCCUGCCUGAAGGGACGCUGUAGUCUGCUUAUUAAUCAGUACUCUUUGGGGAACAGCUUCUGGUUUCCUGUUGGGGGGUUCAUGCAGCAAGGCUCCACUAUUGCCCCCAGAGCGCUCUCCACACGCUGCGUCAGUGGAGUAUGGUGGGCCUUCACCCUCAUCAUCAUCUCUUCCUACACGGCCAACCUGGCCGCCUUCCUCACUGUGCAGAGGAUGGAGGUGCCCAUCGAGUCCGUAGACGACCUGGCAGACCAGACGGCCAUUGAGUAUGGCACCAUGCACGGAGGCUCCACCAUGACCUUCUUCCAGAACUCCCGUUACCAGACGUACCAGCGCAUGUGGAACUUCAUGCACUCCAAGCAGCCCAGUGUGUUUGUGAAGAGCACUGAGGAGGGCAUUGCCAGGGUGCUGAACUCCAACUACGCCUACCUGCUGGAGAGCACCAUGAAUGAAUACUACCGGCAGCGCAACUGCAAUCUCACACAGAUAGGGGGCCUGCUGGACACCAAGGGCUAUGGCAUUGGCAUGCCUCUGGGCUCAGUGUACCGGGAUGAGUUUGACCUGGCCAUCCUCAAACUGCAAGAGGAGAACCGGCUGGAGAUCCUCAAGAGGAAAUGGUGGGACGGCGGCAAAUGUCCUAAAGAGGAGGACCAUAGAGCCAAAGGCCUUGGCAUGGAGAACAUUGGUGGGAUCUUUGUGGUGCUGGUGUGUGGUCUAUUAGUAGCUAUCUUCAUGGCGGUGCUGGAGUUUGUAUGGAUGCUGCGUCAGACUCCAGGAACAGAGCUGUCGGUGUGUGAGGAGAUGCUGCGGGAGCUGCAGGGCAUCGUGCUGUGUCGGGACAGCCUGCAGCUGCGGCGGCGUCGCGGAGGUUCCUCAGCUUUGCGACCGCGCCCCCUGGCCCUGGAGGAACGGCGGCAACGAGCCACAGCCGCCAGCCUCAGUAACGGCAAGUUGUGCACAGGCACUGGCCUGCCCGAGCCCCUCCCCCACAGACUGGCUCAGGAGGCAGCCCUGGCGGCACGUGGUUGCAGCCACAUCCGCAUCUGCCCUGAGUGCCGACGCUUUCAGGGGCUGCGUGUGCGUCCGGCCGGCCCACCGGGGGCCUCGCCCACACACAGCGAGGACAGCAUGGAGUGGGAGAAGACCACCAACAGCAGUGAACCUGAAUAACCAGCCUCCGGACCCCGCUGU
This is a messenger RNA of Colossoma macropomum (tambaqui), 2960 nucleotides long. RefSeq names its product glutamate receptor, ionotropic, kainate 4 (gene grik4). The record is from RefSeq and is a predicted model, not a curated record. The coding region runs from base 39 to 2939 and encodes 966 amino acids. The transcript has 19 exons. Gene Ontology annotation, biological process: modulation of chemical synaptic transmission; synaptic transmission, glutamatergic; monoatomic ion transport. Lineage: Eukaryota; Metazoa; Chordata; Actinopteri; Characiformes; Serrasalmidae. Gene Ontology annotation, cellular component: kainate selective glutamate receptor complex; plasma membrane; postsynaptic membrane. Gene Ontology annotation, molecular function: kainate selective glutamate receptor activity; transmitter-gated monoatomic ion channel activity involved in regulation of postsynaptic membrane potential.